UAAACCAGGCUAGGCUAGCAGGACAGAUAGUUAGCAGCAGCACGGAGAACAGGAACACAGUCGGGCUUCAGCUCAGUAGGGGGGGGGGGACAGCGGAGACCGGACAGGAGCGACUCUUUCCCUUCCAGCAAUGCGGACACUGAGUGUCUCCUCCAGCUAACGUCAACGGCGUCCCGACGGGCAGGGACUGCUCCGAGGCGACGGGAGAUAAAAGGCGACAUCAAAAAAGGGGAAGGGUUAGCUCUGUUUCAAUGUUAUUGUCAAUUCAGAACCACAUAUGGUCACAAUGUCCUGCACUGGCAACCUCGUUUGGGAUGUAAACAAACGCCUAAUUGGAUACAGCGAGCCUAACGCCAUCAGGACCAACUAUUUAGGUAGAAGAGAAUUUGUCCAGAGGCUUAAACUCGAAGCAACACUGAACGUACACGAUGGCUGCGUCAACACUAUAUCGUGGAACGACACGGGUGAAUACAUCCUGUCAGGGUCGGACGAUACCUUCCUGGUCAUCACCAACCCUUACAACAAAAAGGUCAAGAAGUCUAUACGUUCAGGUCAUCGGGCAAACAUCUUCAGUGCGAAGUUCAUGCCCCACACCAACGAUCAGGAAAUUGUCUCCUGCUCUGGAGACGGCAUCAUCUACUACACCCACACUGAGAAGAGUCCUGAGUACAACAGACAGUGUCAGUUCACCUGCCAUUAUGGAACCGCUUAUGAGAUUAUGACGGUACCGAACGACCCCUACACGUUCCUGUCCUGCGGGGAGGACGGCACGGUGCGGUGGUUUGACCUUCGCAUGAAAACUAGCUGCACUAAAGAAGACUGCAAAGAUGACAUCCUGAUAAACUGCAGAAGAGCAGCGACGUCCAUAUCAAUUUCUCCGCUGGUGCCGUACUACCUGGCCGUGGGCUGCUCCGACAGCUCGGUGCGAAUCUACGACAGACGCAUGCUGGGCACAAGAGCGACGGGUAAUUACAUGGGCCGGGGAACCACGGGCAUGUGUGUUCGGUUUGUUCCCGCUCACCUGUCCAACAAGUCGUGCAGAGUGACCUCUCUCUGCUACAGCGAGGACGGUCAGGAGGUGCUGGUCAGCUACUCCUCCGAUUACAUUUACCUGUUCAAUCCCAAAGAUGACCAGGCUCGAGAGCUCAAGGGCCCGUCGGAGGAGAGGAGAGAGGAGCUGAGGCAGCCUCCAGUGAAGCGCCUCCGUCUACGAGGUGACUGGUCUGACACUGGACCCCGAGCUCGCCCUGAGAGCGAGAGGGAGAGAGAUGGGGAGCAGAGUCCGAACGUGUCUCUGAUGCAGAGGAUGUCGGACAUGCUAUCCCGGUGGUUUGAGGAGGCCAGUGAAGCCCAGAGUAGCAGAGGAACCCGACCUCAAACGCGGCCCCGAGGUACAGCUCUUCGUCCCGAGGGGACGUUGAAUGCUCCAGCUGCCGCAACAGGCGACUCUAGUCAGGAGUCCAGCGCCCCCGAGAGGCCUGUGGGGACGGACUCCCCAGAGGUACCUGCCAGUCCCGCAGCGGCCACCACUGCGCCCAUGCCUAAAUCCACCUCCUCUUCCUCCUCAGGGUCAUCAUCAACAGUCACAGCACCUCCUCCUUCCAGCUCAUCAUCAGUGGAGACCUCGGCCACUUCUUCCUCCCCUCUCACGUCGUCCCCCGACUCAGAGCAGCGGAGUCAGGGUGACACAACCGGGACCCCGACGCUGACGGCCACGCCCACCUCUGAGCCCGCACUCUCAGAUUCCCCCUCGUCUGUGGUAAACAAACAGCUGGGAUCCAUGACUCUUGAUGAACAGCAGGUAGCAGCCGAAGCUACAGCUUCACCUGCUGAUGAAUCUGCUGCUGCACCAGCCAGCAGCAUCCCAUCCAUCUCCACCUCCACUUCCACCAGUCGACCCAGUGCAGCAGAGCCUGUCCUCAGCCUGCACUACAGCUCAGAGGGAACCACCACCAGCACUAUCAAACUGGACUUCACUGAUGAGUGGAGCAGCAGCACGUCCAGUUCGAUGGGCAGUGGAGGCCCCAAAACAUCAGAAGCUGCAGCUGUACAGAGCAGAGAGAGUCUGUCGACAGAGAGCUCGGUAUCAGAGCAGGAGCCAGCAUGUGAUGCCUCCUGCUCCAGUGCCCCCAGCAGCUCAGCAGCUCAGGUUCCAGCAGAGGGCUCCUCUGAGGGAGACAGCAUGGCGUCUUCGCCGCAGGAGAGGAGUCAGCCGGAAGGUACAGAGGACAGGUCAGGGGGCUGUCGGCGAGCAGAGCCCUCUACAGAGGAGGGGCAGGAGGGCCAGAGUCAGCCCGCACGCGGCAACCAGGACUCUGAUGACAGUGAUGAUGAUCCUAUUCUUAUCCCCCCCUCAAGGUUCAGAGGACAGGGGCAAAGACAAUCAGCAGCAGCUCGUAUUCAGGAGCUGUUCCGCAGGAGGAAAGAAAGGAGGGAGAUGGAGGAGAGCGAGACUCAGAAUAUCAGGAGACCUUCAGUCAAAAUGGUCUACAAAGGCCACCGCAACUCCAGGACAAUGAUAAAGGAGUCGUGUUUCUGGGGCAACAACUUUGUGAUGAGUGGUUCAGACUGCGGGCACAUCUUCAUCUGGGACAGACACACCGCAGAGCACCUCAUGCUACUUGAAGCCGACAACCACGUGGUCAACUGCCUGCAGCCGCACCCUUACGACCCUAUUCUGGCUUCUUCAGGGAUAGAUUAUGAUAUCAAGAUUUGGUCGCCACUGGAAGAAUCGCCGUCUUUCAACAGAGUCCUCGCUGAGGAGGUCAUCACUCGGAAUGAGCUGAUGUUGGAGGAAACGAGAAACACGAUCACAGUCCCGGCCUCUUUCAUGCUUCGAAUGUUGGCCUCCCUCAAUCACAUCAGAUCAGAUCGGGUAGAAGGCGAUCGCUCCGAAGGCUCAGGCCAGGAAAACGAGGACGAGCAGUAGCCAGCUGGAAUUUUAUUUUAAAAUAAACACUAUUUCUUCUUGCUGUAUAGCACUUGAAAAAUACCCGAGAUUUGUACAAGUAUAGUGUAGAAAAACUUCCUUUUGAAAAUUAGUGUAAUUUCUAGCCCCUUGUGUUUUUUAAGAAGACUUUCUUACUGAUGUGUCUGUAUGAGGAUAAACUAUAUUUGUGUGAAUGUAAAGGCAAGGACGUCAAAAUAUAAGUGUGAGGAAAAGUGGUGGCUGGUGUGAAAGUUUAAGUGCAAUAUUAUUUUGUUAGGAGAAGGUGAGCUUUGAUCAGUGUUAACGUUUGACGUUUUUGAAACUGUAGCACAGCGCUGAGAAAUGUUGAUGUGCUGCUCCGGCAGUUACGCAUGUGAAUACAGACAUAAAGUAAAACACGGAUGCUUUAAUUUUCUUGUUGAUAAAGAAGAAGAAGAAGAAAGGGGGGCGGGGGGAAGAAAGCUGUGGAUCUUCUCCCCAAAAAUAUGUUUUACAAAACCUGGAAAAAAUAAAAAAUAAAGCCAA
Molecule: messenger RNA, 3454 nt
Organism: Pelmatolapia mariae (spotted tilapia)
Lineage: Eukaryota; Metazoa; Chordata; Actinopteri; Cichliformes; Cichlidae
Gene: dcaf6
Product: ddb1 and cul4 associated factor 6
Exons: 19
Coding region: 278-2929 (883 amino acids)
Biological process (GO): positive regulation of transcription by RNA polymerase II
Cellular component (GO): cytoplasm; Cul4-RING E3 ubiquitin ligase complex
Molecular function (GO): protein binding
Source: RefSeq, a predicted model, not a curated record